AUGAAUAUUUUUGAAGAUCUUACACUAGGAUAUCUAAAAGUGGGCCUUUUUACGUAUGUGGAUGACGUGGAUAUCAUAGAAGAGGAUAUGAAGACGGUGAAGAACUUAUGUAAGAAACUGACGGUAGCAGCGAGCAAAGUAGGCCUGAUAAUUAAUGAGGAAAAAAUAGAAUUUAUGAAUCUCAAUUGUGAGGAUAGGACCAAAGUAAAGGUCUGAAAGUAGAUGGCCAUUUCUUCUACAGAGUACCGCAGUUUAAAUAAUUAGGAGUCCUCUGUUGUAUAUGCAGAGUAACACAUUGUGCGAUGGUAAUACUGUUCGUCAGCAUUAAGAAAUUGUUGUAACAAUAAUAGUCUCUAAGUAGCAUUUAGGAAGAAAAUUAUUUAUAUUGGAUGGUUAUAAAAGGAGUAAAAGGAGAUAGUGAAAAGGAGAAUCCAUGCGGCGACGCCGCCGGACUACGUUUUUUGGUUUUAAUAUAAUUUAUUUAAUAACGUUGUGUUUAUUUUAAUUGUUUCGUAUACGUUUUAGUGUAUACUCUCAUUUAGUUUUUUAGUAGCUACGAUACUUUCUUUUUUAUUCUGAGUCCGAUCCGAAACCAGUUAAUUCAUGAUCUUUGAGGAUAAAGUCAAAAUAAUUAAGUGGUCCAAUCAACUUUGGAGUUCCGAUUAAAACUGGUUAGUUCAUGGUCUUUUGGUUACUCCAGUUUAUGUUUGACCGAUACCCUUGUUAAAGGGAUAUACAAAAAAGAAUCCAAAUUGCUAGUAAUUUUUAUUUUGGUAUUGGAUUUCUUAUACAAAUCAGAGCUAUCUAAAAAAAACCAUAGGAUUAAAAUGUAAAUAAAAUGUAUACGGCCUAUAAUCUUAUAUGAUUUUGAAAAAUAAACUCUUAGAAAGACGGAUGAACUGAGACUCGACAUUUUUGAAAAAAGAAUUUUAAGGCGUAUACUUGGCCCCUGUAAUUCCAUAACAGUAUAAUGAAGAAAUCCAAAAUGUAUUCUAAAUACCGUAUAUUACUUGGCGAAAAAAUGACACAUUGAUUAAAGCUGUGAUCAAUGAACAUCCGAUGGAAAAAAACCGCUGUGUAAGCUAUUCCUUAUAUUGAAAGACUGUCUAAAAAGGCUGUAGUCACAGAGGACUCAGAGGUAAAUUGGUAAGAAUUGGCAGAAGAUAUAAAGAACUGGAGGAGAACUUGUCUUACGGAAUGAUCUUAAAAGAGUGAAAUCCGAAGCACAAUAAGAAAAAGUACGUAAAAUGUGCAUUAAAAAUCAUAAAAUAUGCAUUUAUAAAUAAUAUAAAAUACAGGUCGGUAGAUCGUGAGUGAGUUGACUCUUUUAGGUGAACUGAAUGAAUUGAUUCAUUGUGGUAUAGUUCAGUCACACAAUGAGUGCUACCGCUGGUUUAAUACAAUUCACGAAUCACGGAUGUGUGUUAUUAGUUCCUGAAUUGUUGGUGAUAUACAGAUUUAGUUAAUUAGUUGUAUUUAACGAAUACAUAUUAGUUAGCUUCCUCAUAAGUCCGACAAUAUGCCUAUAUCACAAUGUACAUACUAAUUAUUAGACCAAUUAUUAUUCGAUGAAUAAAUGUGUUUGAAAAAUGGGGCCUUAAUGAAUUGGGAACUUGGGAGUUGACUUCCCGAGUUAAAUCAUUAGAGCGAACUGAGUCAAUUGAACAAUUCAUAGCAUUUAGUUGAAAAUCACUAAUAUAAAGUAAUAUAAAAUAUAGUAGUAAGUAUAUUAUUAAAAAAAAAAAAGGACGAGCAUACAUGACACAUGGGUGCAACUAUUGUUAUAGAUGGGAAGUUGGAAAGGUAGGAUAUAGACAGGAAUUUAAUGUAUAUCGUAAGCAAAGAUGAACCAUUGCUGACGAAAAAACAAUUCUAAGCCAAGUUCAGUUGACAAUGUUGAUUUUUCAAAAACACAAAAUAUGGUAUUAUAUCAUAUUAUGGUAAAAUGAUUUAAAUAAUGUGCGUUUCCAUGACAAGAAUGAAUGUUUAAAAAGUAUUCAAAUAAUAAAAACUUAAUAAUAACAAAAAAUAAAUUAAAACGGUUGCCAAUAACAACAUAAUUUUUUAUCUUUCAAUUUUUUUUCAACCCAAAGACCCAGGUUUUCCUCAUUGUCUCGAAUAUUAAUGAGAAUUUCAAAAAAUGACUUCUCUAAAUUAACACCCAGAGAAAAUUUCCUUUCGGAAAAAGUGCUAUAUUUGAAAAUCGGAGUAAUCUUUCUAGUAGAAAAUAUGUUCAUUUAAAAAAAAAUAAAAUAAACAUCCAUUGUAAAACCAAUACAUUCCUCGUUUCACUCAGAUUCUAAAACUAUUUUGAUUAUACAAAUUGAAAUCCAUAUGCCUGUACAAUUACAUAUUUGGGUACUGUCUGAUAAUUUUUCCCAUUAUUGUACCAAGAAAAAUUCAAAAUCAGAUUACUAGUAUUAUACACUGAAUGUUUGCUAGGUAAUCCUGAUAAUCUUACUCGUAUUUAGAUAUAAUUUUAUGUACAGUCGAGUCCUGAUAAUUCAAACUUUUUUGUCCUUUUGAAAUUCUUAUAUACUAAAUGCCAAAACAAGUUUAAGGUAAAAUCAUUGUACAUAGAUAAGUCAAAGUCAAUAAUAUCUAAAUUGUAUCAUCAGAACUGGUUUAAAAUAAUAAAUUUACAUAUUCAACUAUUAUUUUACUGCGAAAAUAAUGAAAAUAAUGAACAAUUAACUGAUUUAACUUCUAGCUACCUUGUGUACCUCGUGUGUACAAUUAUUGUAGUAAGCAUUAUUUGUUAUAUCUCGUAAAUUGGUUACAUUAACAAUUGUUGGAAAAGUGAACAUAAUCUAUGAGGUAACUAAAAGUGGUAAACCUAAAAAGCUGUUCUAGGAUAAUGGGGACGGGUGCAUCUACUGUUAUAGGUAAUUUAAUAAGAAUUUAAUAUAUACCUGUAAGCAAUGAUUCAUCCAUUGCUAACGAAAAAAAAGAUUCUAAAAAACGUUGCGUAGUGCAGUUGAAAAUUGGCAAAAUAACUAAAUAAGCAUUAUAUGUUUUCUUUAAUAAUAUUUGUAUAAUGUUGUACCGAUUUUCCUGUUUUUUCCGAUUUUACAAAUUUUCUAAGAAAACUCCUGAGAAAAUCAAAAAAUUACCUCCUCAAGGAACUUCCUCAUAUCGAUUUUCUUUCAGAAAAUGUGCUACAUUUAAAAAUCGAAGAAAACUUUCUGGUAGAAAAGUUGCGCACAGAAAAACAACAUCUUUGCAAAAUCAUAAGCUUCUCUUUGCGACACUCAUAAUCUAAAAUAAAUUGAUAAACAAUUUAAAAUUUCACUAUGUACACUUUAAACCGUAAUGAAAAAUAAAGACUAUAUUUAAAAAAAAAAGUACAAAACUAUUAAAGGGACUAUGAAAAGAAUGAAGAUGCUUGAAUAUCCGAAUAUAGUGGUCAGUUUACAUAAUUGGUUUUUACAAUAUCAGUAUUUAAAGGUUUCAAUAAAUGGGGCAAGUUUUGAAGAAGGUUACCCUACUUGGUCACAAAACGUUUAAAUCUAGUCAAGGUUGGUUAAGUAAUUGGAAAUUUAGUAACAACGUCGUUUUCCUAAAAUAUGUGGUGAACAUAUUUUUAGUUAAUCAAUCAGGUAUGUACUGACUGGUUAGUAAAAUGGGUUGGAAAAAUUUGGUUUAGUGACCCGAAAAAAGUAUAAAUAUAUGUAAAAUAUAUAAUAAUAGCUAACUCGAAUUUGAAAAAAAAUUCGAGUUAUAUAACUCGAAAUAUACAUAAGUCGAAUUAAUUUUUAAUUCCCUUGGAAUUCAUUUUAUGGACACUCGAUUGUGUUACCGAAAAUCGUAUGUGUGCAUUUUAUCAUAUAAUAUAUUGCGGUGAACAAAUUAAUAUGUUCGUUGAAUGAAUUGGAAAAUAGUUAUGAAUAAAAACAAAUUGUUACCAAAAAAAAAAAAACAAUCGAAUAAAUAUGUGCAUUUCGAAAACUAAAAAUAAUGCAAUAUUAUAUCAAUUAUACAUAAUAUAAAAAUUAUAUAAUUAUUCAAUUAUUUUGAAUUUGAUUUAAUUAAUAGGAAAAAAUACAAUUAAUUUUCUAAAUAUUCGAGCUCUAGUUAUAAAACUUACCUAUUUAUUAUUUCUCUGACCAAUUAUUUUACAUUCCAUAUCUAAUUCCAAGAGACCAGAAAGUAAUUUCCGUUUAAGCAUGUAACACGUUUUCGUUUUAAAAAGAAAAUUGAAAUUAGGUAUGAAUUGUUUACCUUUUAUUUAAUUUGAUUUUAAUUCAAUUAUUCUUUUAAUUAUUUGAUUGAACGGGUUAUAAAUACAAAUUGAAAAUCCCCAAAAAGGGUAUAAGGGUAUUUAUUUAUUUUUUUUAAGUCGUUUAUAAUACAUUUUUCAGAAAAAUAUGCAUGGUAAAUACCAGUCAUCAGUUUGCUCGUGUACACAACCUGACAAAAACCACCCCAUGAAAGGCUACAUCUUGAUCCAAAAGAUAAACGGGUCCGAAAAAUUAUUCCCGAGCAUCCACGAGGACAAAACGCCGACGGCUACCACAGAAAAAUAG
This is a messenger RNA of Cinara cedri, 4526 nucleotides long. The record is from the annotation of a GenBank genome assembly. Lineage: Eukaryota; Metazoa; Arthropoda; Insecta; Hemiptera; Aphididae.